Phodopus roborovskii (desert hamster) is the source of this 1961-nucleotide messenger RNA. RefSeq names its product tubulin epsilon and delta complex 2 (gene Tedc2). The record is from RefSeq and is a predicted model, not a curated record. NCBI's taxonomy places the organism in Eukaryota, Metazoa, Chordata, Mammalia, Rodentia, Cricetidae. Bases 148 to 1452 code for a protein of 434 amino acids. The transcript has 10 exons.
GGGGGCGGGGUUAGGGCGGAGCCUGAUUAAUGAGGUGGAUUCGCACUAUGGAGGAGGUCUUGAUCGCUGCGGUCAAGAUUGGGUAGCCUAGCCGGAAGUGGGCGGACUUCUACCCGGAAGGUGCAGGACUCCGUGGUGGCGGCAAAAAUGCUUGGAGCUAAAGCAGACUACCUACUACCUAUGGACUGCACGCGCCGGCUAGUGGCGGAGGUGCAGGGCGCCCUGGACUCCUGCGCUGAGCGGCAGCGGCAGUUGGAGCGGAGCCUGCGCGUUUCCAGGCGGCUGCUGCAGGUCUGGGAACCAGCCAGGACCCUAGCUCCGGAGCCAGAAACCAAGGAAGAGGCCGCAACUUCAGCAUGCACACCGAAUGCUCAAGACCUCAAAGAGCUGGAGCUUCUGACCCAGGCACUGGAAAAGGCUGUGCGAGUGAGGAAAGUCGUGUCUAAGGCUGGACAGAGAGACAGAACUCCCAGCCUGACAUCUGCAUCUAAUGCAGUCACUUCUGGUGCUACUGCCCCUGCCCGUUCCCAGGCCCCCAGCCAGCUUGGCAGCCAUGCAUCAGGUGCAAGAUCCACCAAGGCUGUACAAGGGGCCACGGUCCCUGACCAGAGUGCAGAUCCAGAGCGCAGACUUCGGUCAAGGGGAGAUAGGACCCAAAUGAAAACAGGAGCGCAAGCACCGGGCCUCGGGGACCAACAAACGGCCCCAGCAGCUGUUCCUCGUGCCACAGAAUUCACACUAAAAGAGAAAGGGACCCUCCUGCAACUACCUGUGGCCUUCAGGAAGGCAGCUUCCCUGAAUUCUCGUCUGUGGGCACAGCUCAGCUCUAUACAAGCCAGUGACUCUGCAGGCAUCACCAGAGCCACCAAAACUGAGUUCCUCCACAAACUCCAGGCGGCCUCAGGUUUACCCAGCCACAGGCCCAGUGCUGCCGAGGUGGGAGCGCAAGCCCAGAGCCUGAGGAAGGCCUGCUCACUGCUGAGACUUCACAUGCAGAAGGAGCUUUCAACAGCCCCCACUGACUGGAUGCAGGAAUACCGAUGCCUACUCGUCCUAGAAGGACUGCAGACCAUUGUUGGACACUGUCUCCAUAGGGUACAGGUGCUGCAAGCAUCCAUGACAGAACAGCUGCCAGGACUAUGCCCUGUGGAGAAGCCCACUCAGUCCUCAUCACAUUGUGGAGGAGAGACGGACUCUGCCUGGAGCCCCCAGCUCCUUCUGUACUCCAGCACCAAGGAGCUGCAGACCUUGGCAACGUUGAAGCUUCGAGUGGCCAUGCUAGACCAGCAGAUCCAUCUAGAAAAGGUUCUGAUGGCUGAACUCUUCCCUCUGAUAAACACCCAGGAGGCAGGAGGGCCACCUCGGCUGGCACUGUGUCGGGCUGCAUAUAGUCUGCUCUGUGAAGGAGGUGAGCACUUCCUCACAGUCCUUCGAGAUGACCCUAUCGACUAAGCAGACUGGACAAGCUUCUCUGGGAGAGUCCCCUUCUCUCAGUGGGAGUGUAAUGAACAGGGAUUGAAGGGAAAUUUCCUGUUUGGAGGUGCUCAGAGCAGAGAUACCUGUAACUUUACUGGGAAAGCUAGGUGGUCAAAAUGAGGUGGUCAGGGUACUCCCUUAGCUCUGCGUAGCCACUGCACUUCCUGAUCAGGGCUCAGCUUUCUGCCUCCCUGGGGAGCCUUUCUUGGCUCCCUCUACUUUCUCUCACUGUAGGUCCACAAACUACUUGUAUAAUACUAGAGCUGCUUUAGAAAGUGUGUAUAUUUAUAUUAUGUCAAAGUAGAGCUUGGUAAGGAGCUUUUCAUAUUCUUGUUUCUUUGUAAUUUUAAGGAUUUUUAUCUGUUGAGGGGCUUGGGAUACACCUGUCACCCCAUUACUGGGGAGGCUGAAGCAAGAGAUCCUAAGUCUAAGGCCAGCCUAAAACCCUGCCUAAAAUAAAAUAAAUAAAGGGAAGAAUAUAUCAA